AUGCAGACCCUGACCCUACUCUUCGCCCUGUUAGCGGUGGCCUCGGCGCAGUACUACUACACCUACCCGUAUUAUUACUACUACCCCACGUAUUACAUGCCCGUGAGCACCGCCGGAGGAUCGACGAACACCCAGCAGAACCAACAACAAUCCCAGCAGUACCAGCCGCAGCAGCAGCAACAGCAGCAGUACAGCCAGAACUCGGGCGUCGGCACCGGGGUCCAGUAUGAUGCCACCAACCAGAAUGGUCAGCAACAGUACGGCCAACAACAGCAGUACGGCCAGCAGUACGGCCAGCAACAGCAAAACGGCCAGAACAACAUGGGAAAUGGCGUGCAGUAUGAUGCCAGCAACAACGGCCAGCAGCCGCAGUACAACACGCAACAGGGACAGACAUCAAACGGCGCCUCCACGAACCAGGUGGCCUACGUGCCGGUGUCGUACUACUACCCGUAUUCCUACUAUUUGUACGGAAGAAAG
Molecule: messenger RNA, 480 nt
Organism: Mesorhabditis spiculigera
Lineage: Eukaryota; Metazoa; Nematoda; Chromadorea; Rhabditida; Rhabditidae
Source: the annotation of a GenBank genome assembly